AUGGUAUAUUUAUUUGAUGUCCCCGCUUAUUUCAUCCUUUUACGAGAAACUCUUGAGGUCACAAUUAUCCUUGCCGUACUGCUUGGGUUUAUUGAUAAACUUGUCCCAGAAAAAGAUGUCGCGAUGAGAAGAUCUCUUAAACGUCAAAUUUGGAUUGGUACAGGUGCUGGUUUGGCUAUUUCACUUCUAAUUGGUAUUAUCUUCAUAGUUGUUUUUUAUACUCAAAAUGAAAUUCUUUUAUGUGUUCCGUUCAUCCGUUUGGCUUGGCUGUACACUGGUUCAUUUGCUCUUAUUGCUUCUGUUGUAAUUACUUUUAUGGCUUUAAGUAUGACUAGAGUUCAACAAUGGAGAAAAAAAUGGGAAAGAAAACUCGAAGAAGCAACUGAAAGUUAUUUGAGAAAGCACCAAACUGGUAAUAAAUGGGCAUUGGUUUUGUUGCCAUUUACGGUUAUAUGUCGUGAAGCUGUCGAAACUUUUGUGUUCAUAGGAGGCAUCGGAUUUGAUAGACCUGUAUCAGAUUUACCAAUUCCAGCAAUUCUUGGGCUUUUGACAGGAUUCAUUUUUGGGUGGAUCCUUUACAAAGGAUCUCACAAAGUAUCAAUAAAUAUAUUUUUUACAGUUACCUCGACAUUUCUUCUUUUCAUAGCAGCUGGUCUAUUUUCACUUUCAAUCCAUGAAUUGCAAGAAGCAACUGGAGCAGAGGAAGUGGAGCUAUGGUAUGCAUCAUGUUGUGAUGAAGAGACUAAUGAAUUCUGGGCAAUUAUGAAAACAAUAUUUGGAUGGCGUGCAGAAGCAACAGUUGGUACAACAGCUGGUUAUUUUAGUUAUUGGGGAUUUGUGCUCGUUGCGAUUUUGAUAAUUUAUUAUGUUGGCAAGAGAAAUGAUCCAAAAGAAUUGGAUGAGGGGCGAGAUCCUGAAAUCGGUGAAAAAUCUGAUCUUUGA
Entrophospora candida is the source of this 942-nucleotide messenger RNA. Lineage: Eukaryota; Fungi; Glomeromycota; Glomeromycetes; Entrophosporales; Entrophosporaceae. The record is from the annotation of a GenBank genome assembly.